AUGUUUUCUUCUCCACCUCCUUCUUCCUCACGAUCUUUCCUUUCUUCUUUUUCUUCUUCUUAUCGCUUUCCGCCAUCUUUUAUUUUUCUUCCUCUCAUAUUUGUCUUCUACGACUUUCCUCUCUCUCUCUCUCUCUCUCUCUCUCUUCUUAUUCUUCUUCUGUUUCUUUUCUUUCCAUUUCUUCUCUCUCUGUUCAGUUCCUUUUUUUUCUUCUUCGUCUUUUUUUAUUUAUUCAUUUCCUUUUUUUCUUUUUCCUUCUUGUUCUUCCACUUCUUUCUAUUUCUAUCAUUUCAUUUACUUUCCCUUUCAGCUCCAUUUCCUCUCCUUUUUGUUAUUGCUUUUCAUUUUCUUUCUUUCUUUCUUUCUUUCUUUCUUUCUUUCUUUCUUCUUCUUCUUCUCCCCCUCUUCCUCCUUCUGAUUUUUCUCAUUAAUCUUUCAUUGUUUCUUUCCUUCAUUUUACUUUCUUUCUGUUCUUUCCCUUCUUAUUGUACUUUUUUAAAUACCUUUUCUUCCCCUUUCAGAAGUUUUUCUUUCCCUUCUUCGUUUUUCUUUCUUGCAUUUUACUUUCUAUUCUUAACCUUUCUUCUUCUUCUUCUUCUUCUUCUUCUUCUUCUUCUUCUUCUUCUAUUUACUAAAACUACUACUAGUAGAAAAAACAUUACUCGAAUUUUCUUUCUUCUUCCUUUCUUUUUCCCUUUUCUUCUUCAUCUUUCGCUUUUUCUUCCUUUUUUGCUUCUUCUUCUUCUUCUUCUUCUUCUUCUUCUUCUUCUUCUACUACUACUACUACUACUAGUAGUACAACUACUACUACUACGACGACGACUUCUUCCUCUUCUUCUUUUCCCCUCUUCUUCUUCAUCUUCCGCUUUUUCUUCCUUUUUUGCUUCUUCUUCUUCUUCUUCUUCUUCUUCUUUUAACUUACUUAGUACAACUACUUACUACUACGACGACGACUUAAAAUUUCUUCUUCUUUUUCUUCUUCUUCAUCUUUCGCUUUUCUUCCUUUUUUUUCUUUCUUCUUCUUCUUCUUCUUCUUCUUCUUCUUCUUCUUCCACUACUACUACUAGUAGUACAACUACUACUUUGAAACGACGAAAUUUUCUUCCUCUUCUUCUUUUAUUUAUUUUUUCUUUUCCCUCUUUUGAAAUCAUCUUUUCUUUUCUUCCUUUUUUUUUUCUUCUUCUUUUCUUCUUCUUCUUUUUAUUACUACUACUAUUCUUAUUCCUAUCUCUCGAUUUUCUCCUCUCCCCCCACGAUUUCAAGCAGCGUCUCCCUGUUUUUAAAUGUUGCUUCACGCACAGAUGGACCACUCUUGUUUUAAUUGGCAAUUAA
Messenger RNA from Acanthosepion pharaonis, 1332 nucleotides. Lineage: Eukaryota; Metazoa; Mollusca; Cephalopoda; Sepiida; Sepiidae. The record is from the annotation of a GenBank genome assembly.